Molecule: messenger RNA, 2319 nt
Organism: Xiphophorus hellerii (green swordtail)
Lineage: Eukaryota; Metazoa; Chordata; Actinopteri; Cyprinodontiformes; Poeciliidae
Gene: gpatch2
Product: G patch domain containing 2
Exons: 10
Coding region: 116-1687 (523 amino acids)
Molecular function (GO): nucleic acid binding
Source: RefSeq, a predicted model, not a curated record
GCACCCGGUCUUGUCGUAUAUCCAGCUAACUGACUGUUAGCUUUUGUGUCAAUAUGGAGUCUGGCUGUUUGUUUGUUGUUUCUGGCUAAUAACCCGCUGGCACUUGGUGGCUUUAAUGUUUCGUGCAGGUCACCUAAAAACCAUCGGCAAAGCGGGAACUGGCUGGCACUUUCACCGGACAAUGGACGAGCUGGUCCAUGACCUGGUGUCGGCACUGGAGGAGAGCUCGGAGCAAGCUGCCCGGGGUGGCUUCGGCGAUGGCGGGGACCACGCACUAGCAGUGGGUUGUCUGCUGAAGAGACAGGCUCGGAAACGGAGGGGCAGGAAACGACGCUCAGACAACCCCCAUCCGCCCUGGGAUACGGGCCACCUCAGUGAGGGUUCAGAGUCCAGUGUGGAGGAACAUAAGGACUACCGUGCCAGCUCAGGAGGUGUUUCCGCUGCCAACAGCCACGCCCGUGACAACAGCGACUCUGAUGACCAGCUUGGCCCCAAAAGACGACCGCCCCACGCUGCCGACCCGGGACGAAGCAAGCGGCCAAUUUGGCCCGACGACCUGGCCGUCCUGGGGUCAGCAGAGGGAACUCGCAGCCUUAGACGCCGGCGUAAGGUCAAACGUAUGGCUGUGGACCCGCCGGUAGAACCAGAACCUCACUCCUCCAUCCUACUCGGGCCCCCGCCGGUCCCCAAGGCUCGUGUCGGCAGCAGGCCGCACAGACUCUGUGGUAACGAGAGUAGGGGCGCCAUGGAGCUUUGUGGAGGUGGCCUGCUGGGGUCUGUAGGAGAAAAGAACCGUGUGAAGAAGAGAAAACUGGCAAUGCAAAGACUGGGGCUGGAAGCUGCAGACGAAGGGGUGGUUGUUGAGAGUGAAGACCCUCUGUCUUCACCAAAAGAGGGAUCUAAAGAGAAGAUGGAGCUGGACGAGCAAAAGGGCUCAGAUGAGGACAUGAGUGACAGGUGUGAGACCAGCAGCGUCAGUAACAGCAGUGAUGGUGGCCUCUAUACUAAUGAUGAGGGGAGGCAAGGUGAUGAUGAACAGAGUGAUUGGUUCUGUGACGGAGAACCGGCGUCCGGAUCUGGGCCCGGGGGUGCAUGUGGGAUAGCAGGAGUGGUUCCCUGGUGGGAGAGGGAGGCGGCGUCGGAGGAGCUGGACCUCGCCGACCCGGUCUUCAACAGCAUUCUCACAGGAUCCUUUCCUCUCCUGAGCCCCGCUGCACAGAGAGGGUUCCAGGCCAGGUUGAGUCGUCUCCAUGGAAACCAGCAGGGAUCCGAGGCGGGAUCCAGUCAGGGCUUCAGCGAAAGGCUGAGCCAAGAUCCCCAUGAACCUUGGUUUAACGCAAGCUCAAGGAGGGACCAUGGACAGUUGCACUGGGAUCCACGAACAGACAGAGGGCAUCGGAGGAGCUGUUCGGUAAAAACAGCAAGCAGGCAGACCAGCGGACACCUCGGCUCUCUAUGCACAGGCGACAUCAAACGGAGGCGAAAGGCAGCUCCUCUAGGUACCGUUGUUCCCUCAGGUGUGGUUGGGGAAAACGCAGCUCCCAUCCCUGACACGAACAUGGGGAGCCGCAUGUUGCAAAGCAUGGGCUGGAGCCCGGGGAUGGGACUCGGCCCUGAGGGGAGGGGUAUCACCGAACCCAUCCGGGCCACACAGAGACCCAAAGGGGCAGGUUUAGGUUUCAACUGAUCUGUCGCUUCCUGGACUCUGAGACACGAUACUGCAAAAAAAAAAAAAAGAACGCCAGAUGAAAUUCUCCUCAGGAUGAUUCUUAACCAAAGUCCUGCGAGCUGCAAGAAUGAAACGGUUCUACCAAGAACGUCUGUGGUGACAAACUUUCCCCAUAUUGGGGAAACUUUUACAAAAUCUGGGAUUGAGACACGUGACAGUAAUGGGUAGAAAUGAGUUCUCCAUGUUGGAGAACUUGACGGUGAAGCUUGAUCACAUGUUACCUCAGUGUUUAAGGGCAGACUGCUGAGUCUUUGAGCUCAUUCUGGGUGUGAGCCACUAACAGUGCAACCCGUUAGUCAGCCAAACUGACUAACGGGUUGAUCAGAAAUGUUUUUUGUUUUUUUUUUUCUCUGAGAUUGCACAAGAGUUUUUGAAUCAAAUAUUUGAUUGGGCCAUACCUCAACACACCUUUUUAAGUUGCUUAUUUUAUCGUAAUGAAGUUGGCAUACUUUACUUUAAUGUGAGCAGAUUUAUCUGGAUGUCUGUAAUAAUCCAUUUUCUUGAUUUAAUUGAGGAAUUUGUGUCAUUAGAAAGUUUUUACUUCUCCACAAACAGGGAAAAUAAUAAUAAAAAAAAAAGAUCUAAAUUUG